Messenger RNA from Vicugna pacos (alpaca), 1994 nucleotides. NCBI's taxonomy places the organism in Eukaryota, Metazoa, Chordata, Mammalia, Artiodactyla, Camelidae. The record is from RefSeq and is a predicted model, not a curated record.
UGUUUCCCAUUCUCUCGCAGAUGAUGCAGUUUGCCUGGCAGAGCUACAAGCGUUACGCAAUGGGGAAGAACGAGCUCCGGCCCCUCACAAAAGACGGCUACGAGGGCAGCAUGUUCGGAGGUCUCAGCGGGGCAACCAUCAUCGACUCCCUCGACACCCUCCACCUCAUGGAGCUGAAGGAGGAGUUCCAGGAGGCCAAGGCUUGGGUAGAAGAGAGCUUCCACCUGAACGUGAGCGGAGAAGCAUCCUUGUUCGAAGUGAACAUCCGGUACAUCGGAGGACUCCUCUCAGCCUUCUACCUGACGGGAGAGGAGGUGUUCCGAAUAAAGGCCAUCCAGCUGGGGGAGAAACUCCUGCCAGCCUUCAACACCCCCACAGGGAUCCCAAAAGGCGUGGUGAACUUCAAAAGUGGCUCCAACAGGAGCUGGGGCUGGGCCAUGGCAGGGAGCAGCAGCAUCCUGGCAGAGUUUGGAUCCCUGCACUUAGAGUUCUUACACCUCACCGAGCUCUCUGGCAACCAGGUCUUCGCAGAAAAGGUCAGGAAUAUCCGAAAGGUCCUUAGGAAGAUUGACAAGCCCUUCGGCCUCUACCCCAACUUCCUCAGCCCAGUGAGUGGGAACUGGAUGCAACACCACGUCUCGGUUGGAGGACUCGGGGACAGUUUUUAUGAAUAUUUGAUCAAAUCCUGGCUGAUGUCGGCCAAGACAGAUACGGAGGCUAAAGAUAUGUACUACGAAGCUUUGGAGGCAAUAGAGACCCACUUGCUGAAUGUCUCUCCCGGGGGGCUGACCUACAUUGCUGAGUGGCGUGGGGGGAUUCUGGACCACAAGAUGGGGCACCUGGCCUGUUUCUCCGGGGGCAUGAUCGCCCUCGGCGCUGAGGAUGCCAAGGAAGAAAAGAGGGCCCACUACCGAGAGCUCGCGGCCCAGAUCACCAAGACGUGCCACGAAUCGUACGCCCGCUCAGAUACCAAACUGGGGCCUGAGGCCUUCUGGUUCAACUCCGGCAGAGAGGCUGUGGCCACACAGAUGAGUGAGAGCUACUACAUCCUGCGGCCGGAGGUGGUGGAGAGCUACAUGUACCUGUGGCGGCAGACCCACAACCCCAUCUACAGGGAGUGGGGCUGGGAAGUGGUCAUGGCCUUAGAGAAAUACUGUCGGACAGAAGCCGGGUUCUCCGGGAUCCAAGAUGUAUACAGUAAGGUUCCCAACCACGACAACAAGCAGCAGACUUUCUUUCUAGCGGAGACACUAAAGUACCUCUAUCUUCUGUUCUCUGAAGAUGACAUGCUCUCCCUGGAAGACUGGGUGUUCAACACAGAGGCCCACCCACUCCCUGUGAACCACUCAGACAGCUCUGGCAGGGAUGGGGGCUGACCUGACUCCCUGCUGCUCCCUGAGACGCCUUUUCGGGAUUUGGGGCUGUUCUCAAAGGGACUGGGAAUGUGGUCCCCUGCCUGGCCAUCCCAGCAGAUGUAUUGGACAAGCAACUUCUUUUCCUCUGUGAGGAGACAGGACUUGGAGAUGCAGCAAGGCCACGCCAGGCCCAAGCAUUCCUUUCCACAGAGAAUUUCUGUGAAGCCCACUCACUUGCCAUUCCAGGGCCACAGCACCAGAGGUUUGUAUUGCAACCUUGUGUAUUUGAUCCACUUCCUUUCGUUUUGAGGGGUUUUUUUUGGUUUUUGCUUGAUUUGCCUUUUCUCUAUGGUUAUGUUUUAUCACAGAUUAAAAAUAUAGUUUUCAAAAUCAUGCGCUUUCAAAAACAGUAUCAUCCCAAUAAACUAAACCUUAAUGUGUUUGCACACGCACACAAAAUUUUGACCCCAUUUUCUAUAUUUGAAAUUCCUUUUGUCCAACAUUUGUGUCAUUUACCUUAUAAUUUGAGGAGGGGGUCCCCUUUGAUUUGGGCCGAAGUAUUAACAAAUCACUAGUGCUGUUUUCAUUACUAUAAUGGAAAAAUCUGUAAACUUACAAUAAAAGAGUUUAUUGAAUAAG